UGUCUAGAGGUGAGGGACAGUGUCCAGAGCCCUAUGGAGGACACUAAUUAUUUCCAGGAAGACAAGAAGUAAGAAGCCUCUUGUGCCAUGAGAGUUGGGAAGGUGGGGCUGAGUGUGGGUCUGAGGGACCAGUUAAGGCAGCAGGUGGUGAAUGAGAUAUUGCCAGUUUCUGAAGGGGAGCCCCAAAAUCAAACAAGAAGAAAAUCAUUAGAAGUGGAUUUAUGGUGACAUGGGGCCGUCCACCUGACUCCAGAGAGAUGUCCUAUCACCUGUCACCUGUAGCAGCGAGUGACAAGCACAUCCAAUGGCUCCUAGGGGCAGAUGGCGAGGUCUGGGUCUGGAUCAUGGGAGAAGGCCCUGGUGACAAGCCCUACGAAGCGAUCUCUGAGGAGCUGAUUGCAGAGAGGGCGCGGCUGCAGGCACAGAGGGAAGCUGAGGAGCUCUGGAGACAGAAGGAGGCAGAGAUCACCAAGAAGUUCCGGGAUGCUCUGGCCAACGAGAAAGCCCGGAUCUUGGCGGAGAAGUGGAAAGUGGAGAUGGAAGACCGCAAGGCGGCCAAAGUCUUGGAGGAACGCAUCCAGGAGGAAUUCAAGAGGAAAGAGGAAGAGGAGAGGAAGCGAGGAGAAGAGCAGAUUCGCCUCCAGGAAGAGCAGAGGGCAAAGGAGCUCUACUGGACCCUGAAGCAGGCUCAGCUGCAUUGCCAAGCCAGUGAGAAAGAGGAGCAAGAGUGGGAAGAACAGUUGCGCCGGUCAAAGGCGGCUGAUGAGGAGAGGAGCCGCCGAGCCCAGCGCGCCCGAGACGAGUACCGACGCCACUCGCUCCGUGCUAUCCAGAAGGGCACGGUCGCCGGCCUCAGCUCCAUGUUCCGGGAGCUCGGCCAGAGCCAUGAGCAGGAGCCAAGACUCUACCACCACCUCCCCGGCCCGGGUCCGCCGCAGCCCCUCGCCCUGCCGGUCAGCAGGACCUGGGAGCGCCCGCUGCGCCCAGUCUCCAGAGAUGUCAUCGUCCGCUGGUUUAAGGAGGAGCAGCUGCCUCGCCGAGCUGGCUUUGAGAGGAACACCAAGUUCAUCGCCCCCUGGUUCCAUGGAAUUAUUAGCCGAGAAGAUGCAGAAGAUCUCCUGGAGAACAUGACUGAGGGAGCGUUCCUGGUCCGGGUCAGUGAGAAAAUCUGGGGUUACACCCUCUCCUACCGCCUGCAGAAAGGGUUCAAGCACUUUCUUGUGGAUGCCUCUGGAGAUUUUUACAGCUUCCUGGGUGUGGAUCCCAAUCGUCAUGCAACGCUCACGGAUCUCGUUGAUUUCCAUAAGGAGGAAAUUAUCACUGUUUCAGGAGGAGAGUUACUUCAGGAACCCUGCGGACAGAGGGACAGCCCACCAGAUUACCAUCCAUUGUUUGAAUAAUAUUUUUUUCCUUAUCAGUUGGAUUCCUUUGGGCAUACUGUUUUGAACUGAGCUUAAGAACUUCUCAACUCAAAUUCUAUGGCCUUCUGGAAGAUCCACCACUAUCCAGAGGAAAAAGUAGAUUAAUAUGUCUCAAGGGAUAUGACAUCUAUGGCAUAGGGCUACUGGUCUCAUCCCAGUGAUCAGGACAGAAAUUGCUAAUAGCUCAUGCAACUCUUUCAUGAGGAGCUUAGCUAUAUGACCUUACAAGACAAAGCCUGUUUGUCAUGGCUUCCAGAAACUGAGCUUUUACAGUGCGUGGACCAUGUUUUAAUAAUCCAAAAUAAUUCCAGUGCCGAACCCUAAAUUUAACAUAUGGUAGACAUUCAGUAAAUGUUUGUUAAUGAAUGCACAUCUUCUAAAAGUUUUCCAACACAAAUUGGCAGUGGUUUCUCGUAAAUUAUUUCCUACUUGCCACUCUAUAAAAUCAUGGCAAUAAUGGAAGAUUAUGAAGGAUUUCUAUGGAGGACAUAAAUGCUGCAUCUUUCAUAAUCUCCAUUAUUACCCUAUUGAUGUUAUCAUUGGAAUUAUCUAAGGCGAGCCCCAGUUUCCAGGGCAGCUGAUUGACACUGUCCUGCCUUCCUUAUUUAACCUCUUCUUUUGUCACUCUCCUCUAUCUUUGAAUCAUAUCUUGGCCCUGCUUUUGCAAUGGUUUUAUGUAAUCCUACAGAUGUCUUCAAGACCUGGGGUGAGUUAUAAAUGCAAGAAUGAUUUUGAGAAAUCUGAUGUGGCUCUGCUCUCUGGGAUGUGGUCCUCUUUAUGCAGGUAACUCCAAUGAUUAGCUCUGUCCUCAUUGUCCUUUUAAUUCCCUUGUCAACUUAAUCUCAGUAUGUUCCUUAUAUUAACAAGAAGACUCACCCAAUAACUCCUCAAUACCUCUCAGUGAUGGUGUCUAUUGGUGCAUACUUGUGUUCCACAGUUAUGGCCAUAUAUACAGAGGUAGUAUAUGAUGAAGAGAAGAUUACAGUCUUUACAGUCAAGAAAACUUGGGUUCAGAUCCUCACCCUGGACUUAUUAGCAUUAUAAUGCUUGCAGCAUUGUGUUUGGUGAGAGGGAAAUAAUGAAGGGACUCUAGGGAUGCUAGGGAACAAUUUACUUUACUUGGUGGCUGUAUCAAACAUCUCCUAUGCCCCUCUUCUUCUCUUGCCUCACCUGUUCCUUAGAUUCUUGGUCACUUCUCUACCACAAGCCACCAGCACUGUAACCAGUUUUGCGUGGGUUCUGCUCUUCCUCCCUAUGUUGAUCAGUGUCAUGUGAGCAUAAGCCAGUGGUAGCUUGCCACAUAUCCUGUCUCCCGUUGCUGCAGAGGCAUAAGACAGAAGAGAUGGGAAGUGAAUGCCCCAUGAGGUGAAUCUGGGAUGAAUGGGAGUCACAGGCUGGUAGAUCGCUUUUUCCCCCUUCUUCCUCCUGUAGUAACUAUUCUGAGAGGCAUCUGUUUGAAUGGUCUUUUAGAAGAUAGUCCUGCAAGAUUGGGCAACCAGUCACGAUGAAACCAUGUGGUGGCUGGAUCAGUAUGACACCCCCCUGCUCCUGUUUGUUCCUUCUUCUCUGCCUUGCCCUGCUGUCUCCUGUUGCUCUGGGAUUGCACUUCUGAAUGAAGUAGCAGCUUGUAAGCUUUUGCCACAGGCUCUACCUUUUGGGGAAUCCAGGAUAAGAACCCAUCAUAGAGAAGUGUUCAAUAAUACCAAUUUUGCAACUCAGCUCUGUGGCUUUCCCAGGUCUGCCUGUCUCACUGCAUGCAUAAAGUGAAAUGAUGGAAGGAACCUCCUUUCUGAACUCUAACAUGCCUUAAUUGAUUAUCAUUAAAAUUAUCAUUAAAAUUGCCUUAUUUCUAUGGACUCAGAGGAAUGAUGUUUUAGUUUUGGCUCUCUGAUUUACCAACUAUGUGACUUUGUCCAAGUCAUUUAACUUCAGUAAACCUCAGUAUGACUGAAAAGGGAAUUUUCUGUAUGGCCGUCACUAAGUUUUUUUGCAGGUCAGUUAAAUGAUAAACAUGAAAGCUCUGUCCAAAUGAAAAAGGUAUUUCUAACAACAACCACAAUAACAACAACAAUUUAGUGCUUAGCCAUGAUGUGUUGGGGGAUACGAUGUGAUGAUUUUCAAGGUGUUGGAAGAAACUUUUGUUCCAAGAACUAACAGCAGCUUUGAAAGCAGACCAAGAUGGGUUGAGGCCCUGAAUCCCUGGGCUGUUGUUCCUGUCACCCCUAAUUAAUAUGUGAGAGACAACAGCUGGGUUUUCCAUCCCUAACACAUUUAUUUCAUUUUAUUUGGGGCCUGCAAUUUCUGCAUGUCUCAUAUAUUUUAGGUUUUACCUUUUUA
Rhinopithecus roxellana (golden snub-nosed monkey) is the source of this 3758-nucleotide messenger RNA. It is a transcript of the gene SH2D4B, whose product is annotated as SH2 domain containing 4B. Gene Ontology annotation, cellular component: cytoplasm. The transcript has 8 exons. NCBI's taxonomy places the organism in Eukaryota, Metazoa, Chordata, Mammalia, Primates, Cercopithecidae. The coding region runs from base 222 to 1400 and encodes 392 amino acids. The record is from RefSeq and is a predicted model, not a curated record.